Molecule: messenger RNA, 192 nt
Organism: Plasmopara halstedii
Lineage: Eukaryota; Oomycota; Peronosporomycetes; Peronosporales; Peronosporaceae
Exons: 2
Coding region: 1-192 (63 amino acids)
Source: RefSeq, a predicted model, not a curated record
AUGGUGUACGCACACCUACCACUUCCGUUCAGUCGUGCACAAAUCAUAUUGAUCAAUUAUACGAGAUCAGGUCCCGUAGAUCAAAGUGACGUGGGCUGGUUGCCUCACAUAUCAUCGCUACCUCAUGAACGUCACGGGCUUGUAAACAGAAAACUUGCAGGUGGUGCGCGCUCACCUCCUUCUGCUAUAUAA